UCCCACUACAAGGACUGCUGUGCAGUGAUUUCCCUGUGCAUGCAUCUGCAGCUUCCUGCCACUCAUACUUGCCCCCUCCUGUGACUUCCUCCCGGCUACCUUCCUGUGAUCACAGUCCAGGGGCGAUGAUCGGUUCAGCGGCCAGGUUGGUCCAUGACCGGGAUGUAGCCAAUGGCUACGGCACCAAUGAGAAGGCUCUGAAAUACCUCAACCAGGACUACGAAGCACUGAGGAACGAAUGCCUCCAGUCUGGGACUUUGUUUAAGGACCCCUCUUUUCCAGCCAUCCACUCUUCACUGGGGUUCAACGAACUGGGACCAAACUCCCCCAAAGUGCAGGGGCUGGUGUGGAUGAGACCCACGGAGCUGUGUUCCAGUCCCCAGUUCAUCUCCGGAGGAGCAACUCGGACAGACAUAUGUCAAGGAGCCCUAGGUGAUUGCUGGCUGUUGGCUGCCAUUGCCUCUCUCACCCUCAAUGAACAGGUCCUCUCCCGGGUGGUCCCAAAAGAUCAAAGUUUCCAGGAGAAUUAUUCAGGGAUCUUCCACUUCCAGUUCUGGCAGUUUGGAGAAUGGGUCGAUGUGGUCAUUGAUGACAGACUCCCAAGCAAGAAUGGGGAACUCGUCUUUGUUCACUCAGCCGAAGGGACUGAAUUUUGGAGUGCCCUUAUGGAGAAAGCCUAUGCAAAGCUGAAUGGGUCCUAUGAAGCUCUAUCCGGCGGAGCCACCACCGAGGGAUUUGAAGAUUUCACCGGGGGUCUUGCUGAGUGGUACGAUCUGAACAAAGCUCCAAACAACCUGUUCAAGAUCAUACAGAAGGCCCUGAAGACAGGUUCUCUCCUGGGCUGCUCCAUAGAUAUCACAAGUGCCGCUGAGACCGAGGCGAUCACCUUCCAGAAACUGGUGAAGGGUCACGCAUACUCCAUCACCGCCGCAGAUGAGGUUCAGUACAGAGGAGGUCUGGAAAAGCUCAUCAGAGUCCGGAAUCCAUGGGGAGAAGUGGAGUGGACGGGAGCUUGGAGUGACAACUCCAGUGAGUGGAAUUCCGUGGAUCCCAGUGAGAGGGACAGGCUGAUUAAGCGAUGUGAUGACGGUGAAUUCUGGAUGUCAUACAAUGAUUUCUUGAGACAGUUUUCGAGGGUGGAGAUCUGUAACCUCACCCCGGAUACCCUGAGCUCAGACAAAUACAAGAAGUGGAGUCUGGUGAAGAUGGACGGGACAUGGAGGAGAGGAUCCACCGCCGGAGGGUGUCGCAAUUACCCAGACACCUUCUGGAUGAACCCGCAGUACUCAAUAAAGCUGAACGAGGCGGAUGAUGAUCCAGACGAUGGAGAGGAAGGCUGCACGUUCCUUGUGGGUCUGAUACAGAAGAACCGGAGGAAGGCUCGGAAGAUGGGGGAGGACAUGCACACCAUUGGCUUCACCAUCUAUGCGGUCCCACCCCAGCUUCAAGGACAGACCAAUGUUCACCUGCCUAGAGAUUUCUUCCUUCGGAACAAGGCCAAAGAUCGCUCCGACACCUUCAUAAAUCUUCGAGAGGUUCUGAACAGGUUCCGGCUGCCUGCAGGAGAAUAUAUCAUUGUACCAUCGACCUUUGAGCCCAAUAAAGUAGGAGAUUUCUGUGUGCGGGUUUUCUCGGAGAAGAAUGCAGAGUCCCAGGUUGUUGAUGAUAAAAAUGAGGCCAACAUUGAAGAGCCGGAUCUCAGUGAAGAUCAUAUUGAUCCAAACUUUAGAAAGCUUUUUCUGCAGCUGGCCGGUGUGGAUAAGGAAAUCUCGGCAUUCGAGCUGCAGGGAAUUCUACAGAAGGUCAUUUCCAGACAACCCGAUAUCAAAUCUGAUGGAUUCACUUUAGAGACGUGUAAGAGCAUCGUGGAUCUGCUGGAUUCUGAUGGGACAGGAAAACUGGGAUUAAAAGAAUUCAACAUCCUCUGGGCUAAACUGCAGACAUACCAGAAAAUUUAUCGCAAAAUUGAUGUGGAUCGCUCUGGAACGAUGAAUACCACUGAGAUGAGGAAUGCCCUUGAAGCAGCAGGAUUUAAGCUGAAUUCUCAAAUCCACCAGCUGCUUGUGGCUCGCUUUGCUGAUGACAAUCUCUCCAUUGACUUUGACAAUUUUGUAAGAUGUCUCAUCCGCCUGGAAAUAAUGUUCAAAAUCUUCAAGCAGAUGGAUACAGAGAACAGCGGAGUUGUACCUCUCUCUUUCUUUCAGUGGAUGACAUUCACGAUCAUGUGAUCAGAAGUCCAAAACCAACAAACUAGAAUAACCAACCAGAUAGAAUGCCGACUGCAAGAAACCUUCCUGUUAUGUAUCUGACCCGGGUGCCUUUAGAGAAAAUGCUGUCUGAUCUAUCUGACGAUCCUCAUAGCAGCAA
Messenger RNA from Nanorana parkeri, 2367 nucleotides. It is a transcript of the gene CAPN2, whose product is annotated as calpain 2. The record is from RefSeq and is a predicted model, not a curated record. NCBI's taxonomy places the organism in Eukaryota, Metazoa, Chordata, Amphibia, Anura, Dicroglossidae. Gene Ontology annotation, molecular function: calcium ion binding; calcium-dependent cysteine-type endopeptidase activity. Gene Ontology annotation, cellular component: cytoplasm. Gene Ontology annotation, biological process: proteolysis. The transcript is spliced from 21 exons. The coding region runs from base 126 to 2228 and encodes 700 amino acids.